AAACUUUUGGCUCACUCCUCACAAAGCCCCUGCGUCACAUUAUUGGAACUGCACAGCCGCAAAUGGCAGAGGUGAUUUCUCAGGUCCAGAUACAUGGAUUUAUAGGUAUUGUUAGAGAAUGGAAUAUGGUGUGCAAUGCAUUUUGGUUACAAUAAUUUCAUAAAUUCUCAAUGGAGAAGAAGAGUUCUUUGUUUGAUUGGUUGAAGAGGAUAUUCAUUUGUGAGACAGAAACAGAGAAGAAAUCAAGGAGGUGGAGAUGGUUUCUCGGAAGUUUUAUGUUUAAGCAGCGUCACCUGGCACUUCUAGCACAAGAGAGAACUUUGUGUGAAGCCACAGAAGAACAAAGAAGGCAUGCUUUGAAUGUUGCCAUUGCAACUGCAGCUGCAGCUGAGGCUGCAGUUGCUGCUGCACACGCAGCAGCUGAACUAGUCCGUCUUGCAGGUGCCUCAAAGUCUUACCAUAAUUUUUCAUUUAGGGAUAGAGAAUGGGCUGCUAUUAAGAUUCAGAGUGCUUUCAGGGGACUUUUGGCAAGGAAAGCACUGCGAGCGUUAAAGGGGUUGGUGAGGCUUCAAGCCAUUGUUCGUGGCAGAGCUGUGAGACGCCAAGUGAUGGAGUCUUUGAAGAGUUUGUCAUCCGAUGCUAAAUUGAACUCAGAGGACAAUGGUAGGGGAACUUCUACUGGAAAGGCAAUCUGUCAAGAUAGCAGGAAGAAACACUGCCCGAGGAUCAAAGAAGAGUUGGGGGAUGGAGAAAUUAAAGCAAGUCCAAGAAAUUGGAAUCCCAGCUUACUUUCAAAGGAAGACAUUGAAACUGAAAGGUUAAGAAAGCAGGAGGCAGUAAUCAAAAGAGAGCGAAUGAUGAAAUAUUCGUAUUCUCACCGGGAGAGCAGCAGUACUUCAUUGCUAGACGAACCAGCAUAUGACAAAGAAACUGAGAGGAUGAGCAGCCACCUAAAACAAGGGAUAGGUGGUUUAGGGGCUAAUAAAAUGGAAGGACUGGGGAGUUCAAAACCAAGAAAUACACGAAAGCAAGAUUCAUUAGAUGGACUUAAUUCAUCAAUUCAAUUCCCAAGGCGAUCAUUCGGUCAUUCAGGGCUUAAUGCUACUGGGGAUUAUGGUUCCCUCCCAAAUUCUCCUUGGUUCCCUUCUUACAUGGCUGCAACACUGUCUGCCAAGGCAAAGGCAAGGUCACUGAGCACGCCAAAGCAACGUAUAGGAUUUCUUGAUACUUGCUUUGAUCAGAGUGUGAGAAACAAGAAUGGAAUUUUUACUUGGUCUUCCCAUAACGGUGAGCCAUUUAGCAUGAAUGAAAACAGAAGCAUUUCUCGACAGUUAUCUGCAAGCAUCAAUCACCAUAACUGAGUUGAUAUUUGCUUAGUGGGAUUCAUGAAGCUCAAACUUGAUAAGGCAGCUCCAUACACUAAUUUCAACAAGACACUGAAGCAUCCUGAAGUUGAUAAUGUUUCCAGUGUUCUGGGAAAGAUAUGGAAGGGGAACUGGUGACAGGGUAUGCAUGUUUAUGAUGGCUAGAUCUCUUUUUCUGGUAUAUAUAGCUACAGAGAAUAGUUUUUUUUUUUUCCCUUGAUGUUUGUGUUUCCUCUGUUUCUUUUUAUUUUUGGGAAUGGGGAAGGGGGAGUUGCUUUGGUUUUUGUGUUAUUGAAAGAAAUUUGUUACCAAAUAAAUAGCAGACGUUGAA
Rubroshorea leprosula is the source of this 1695-nucleotide messenger RNA. The record is from the annotation of a GenBank genome assembly. NCBI's taxonomy places the organism in Eukaryota, Viridiplantae, Streptophyta, Magnoliopsida, Malvales, Dipterocarpaceae.